Molecule: messenger RNA, 4452 nt
Organism: Triticum dicoccoides
Lineage: Eukaryota; Viridiplantae; Streptophyta; Magnoliopsida; Poales; Poaceae
Product: putative disease resistance protein RGA4
Exons: 3
Coding region: 299-3982 (1227 amino acids)
Molecular function (GO): ADP binding
Source: RefSeq, a predicted model, not a curated record
UUACAGAUAGAUGUAGCCCUGACUGAUGACCGUUGUUGAAGACGCUGCCAUUGGGCGCCAAGAAAACAAACUUUCCUGAAAAGAUGCUACUCGAAAGCAGUGCUGUUUUAUUAAGUACGAGUAUAUAGUACAACACUACAACUGUCAUUUGUAUAUUGUGCUAGCGGAGGAAACCAAGCACAUCCACAUGUAGUACCUCUUCCUGAAAGUUAAUAGUACCAAGCAAGCGCAUCUUGCACAGACCAUUUUCUUCUCCACUCGCACUGCACUUGAGCUUCUCUCUGUUCUUGGUGUUCCAAUGGCGGCUGUGGUGGCCACCAUGGUGGUCGGUCCACUUCUCUCCAUUGUGAAGGAGAAGGCAUCCAGCUACUUGCUUGAUCAAUACAAGGUGAUGAAGGGCAUGGAGGAGCAACAUGAGAUCCUGAUGCGCAAACUGCCUGCCAUCCUGGACAUCAUCACCGACGCCGAGCAGGCCGCAGCCCACAGAGAAGGGGCAGCGGCCUGGCUCCAGGCCAUCAAGAAGGUGGCUUACGAGGCGAAUGAAGUCUUCGAUGAGUUCAAGUAUGAGGCACUUCGUCGUGAAGCAAAGAGGAAAGGGCACUACAAGAAGCUUGGCUUCCAUGUGGUAAAACUCUUUCCCACUCACAACCGGUUUGUAUUCCGUAAAAGGAUGGGGAAAAAGCUCAGCAAGAUUGUGCAGGCCAUUGAGGUCCUUGUGACUGAAAUGAAUGCCUUUGGCUUUAAGUACCAGCAGCAACUACCUUUAUCCAAGCAGUGGCGACAGACGGAUCAUGUUAUCUUCGACCCAAAGAAUAUUACUAGCAGAUCCAGAGCCAGUGAUAAUAAGAAUAUUGUUGACUUGCUAAUUGGUCAAGCUAACAAUGCAGAUCUCAUGGUUGUUCCCAUAGUUGGAAUGGGGGGUCUGGGCAAGACCACAUUAGCGCAAGUUGUCUACAAUGAACCUGAAAUUCAGAAGCAUUUUGAUUUGAUGCUAUGGGUGUGUGUCUCUGACAGCUUUGAUGUGGAUUAUCUGGCUACAAGAAUAGUUGAAGCAGCUCCUGGGAAGAAGGAUGAUGAUGCAAAAGAGCCUCCUUCCAAGAAGAAGACACCACUGGAGAGACUUCAGGAUUUGGUUAGCGGGCAAAGGUACCUCCUUGUACUGGAUGAUGUCUGGACUAGAGAGGUACUUAAAUGGGAACAACUUAAGGGUCGACUUCAACAUGGUGGCAUGGGUAGUGCGGUCUUGACAACAACUCGUGAUGAAGGAGUUGCUGUAAUAAUGCAUACUGUUGAAGCCUAUAAUCUCACAGCCUUGGAAGAUCGAUACAUUCAAGAAAUCAUUGAGACAAGAGCAUUCAGCUGUUUUCAGAGUGAAGAGGAAAGGCCCGCCUCGUUGGUGAAUAUGGUUGGCGAGAUUGUCAAUAGAUGUUCUGGUUCUCCUUUGGCUGCAACAGCACUGGGCUCUGUUUUGUGUACCAAGACCAGUGAGGAAGAGUGGAAGGAUGUACUAAGUAGAAGCAGCAUUUGCACCGAGGAGAAUGGAAUCUUACCAAUACUCAAGCUCAGUUACAACGACUUGUCGCCGCGUAUGAAGCAAUGUUUUGCUUUUUGUGCAAUAUUUCCCAAAGAUCACAUGAUUGAUGUGGACAAGCUGAUCCAACUAUGGAUUGCACAUGGCUUCAUCCAGGAAAAGCAAGUUCGUCUUGAAACCAUUGGCAAACUGAUUUUCAAUGAGCUGGCCUCAAGGUCAUUCUUUCAGGAUGUGGAACAAGUCCAAGCCACGGUCAAGGAAUUUGAAGACAAUUGGUCGUGUUAUUCCAGAACUACAUGUAAAAUUCACGAUCUUAUGCACGAUGUUGCACUGUCUGUAAUGGGAAAGGAAUGUGUCUUGGCAACUGAGGAAACAAGUCAGAGUGAGUGGCUUCCAAACACUGCUCGUCAUUUAUUUUUGUCAUGCAAGGAACCAGAAAGAAAAUUGAAUAGUUCUCUAGAGAAAAGCUCUCCAGCAAUCCAAACUCUUCUAUGUGAUGAGCCUAUGAAAAGUUCGUUGCAACAUUCAUCAAAAUACAGCUCUUUGCAAGCGUUACAACUCUGUUCACAGAGAAGAUCAUUUCAGCUGAAACCAAAGCAUCUACAUCACCUAAGGUACCUAGAUCUCUCAAGAAGUAGAUAUAUCAAAGCACUUCCUGAAGAUAUGAGCAUCCUAUACAACCUUCAAACGCUAAACCUCUCUGGCUGUGAAUCUCUUUGUAGACUUCCAAGACAAAUGAAGUAUAUGACUACCCUCCGUCACCUUUACACUCAUGGUUGUAGAAAUCUGGAGAGCAUGCCUGGAGACCUCUCAAAACUAACAGCCCUACAGACACUUACAUGUUUCGAAGCAAGCAGUGACUCUAAUUGCAGCAAUGUUGGUCAGCUCGGGAGCUUGAACCUUGGUGGUCAACUAAAGCUACGUAAUCUGGCAAACGUGACAGAAGUGGAUGCAAAAGCAGCAAACCUUGUGAACAAGGAGCUAAGAGAAUUGAGAUUAACAUGGACCUUCGGAUGGAAUUAUUCUGAACAUCAUACUAGCUGGCGGGAUAAUGAAGAGGAUGCAAAAGUGCUCGAGAAUCUCAAACCUCAUGAUGGACUACAUGCCAUAGGGAUACAGUCAUAUGGAGCCACCACCUUCCCAACAUGGAUGACUAUGUUGCAAAACAUUGUUGAGAUCCAUCUUUUCAGCUGUACAAAACUGGUAUGGUUGUUCAGUGGUGAGUGUGAUACAUCGUUUGCAUUUCCAAAUCUGAAGGAGCUUAUCCUAGAUGGUCUUGUUCGUUUGGAGAGAUGGUGGGAAAAAGAUAAUGAGGGGAUGCAAGGAGAGGUGAUGAUGUUUCCUCUACUUGAGAAGCUGGUUAUUAGACACUGUGGAAAGUUGACAUCAUUGCCAGGACAUCCGACCUUCCAAGAUGUUUGCAUUGAGGGAUGUCCAGAGCUGACAACUACAGCUAAAUCACCAAAGCUCAGUGUACUGAAGAUGGAAGGACGCGAGGUAGAGUUGUUCUUGUGGGUAGCGAGACAUAUGACUUCAUUGACCAAUCUGGAACUGAUUGGCAUUGAACAUAGUACAGAUACAACCUCGAUGGGGGCUGUGAAUAGUUUGAGGGAAUUGGUGAACGUCAAGGAGAAUGGGAAUGAUAAAGACUUUCCUCUAGAAGUUUUGGUGUUAAUAGACUUUAAGUCAGGUGUACGUGUAACAGAGCUGUGCGCAUGCUUUGUACACCUUCAAGAUUUGUCAAUUCUGAGGUGCCAUACGCUUGUCCACUGGUCAGAAAAAUUGUUCGAAGGAUUGGUAUCCUUGAGGAAGCUAGAGAUUGGCAAUUGCAAAAAUCUGACUGGAUAUGCACAAGCUUUUGCCGAGCCAUCUACAUCAUCAAAAACAAGUCAGCUCCUGCCACGUCUAGAGUCUCUGAUGAUAUACAAUUGUGGAAACUUGGUUGAGGUCUUCAACGUCCCUGCAUCUCUUAGGAUAAUGUACAUUGAUGAUUGCAGUAAGCUUGAGUCCAUAUACGACAGGAGGCUGCAGCAGGGACAGUCAGUAUCAUCGAUUCAUCAAGGGUCAUCCAAUAUAGAAGCAUUAUCAUUAUAUAGAUGUGAUGGCUUAAUAGGGGUCCUCUAUAUUCCCCCGUCCCUCAAGAGACUAGACAUUUAUAACACUGGUGGGUUGACAUCUCUGGAAUCCUGCGCUCCCGAGCUCCCGUCGUUGGAGUACCUCCUGCUUCAGGAAUGCAAGACCCUGGAAUCUCUACCGGAUGUACCGCAAGCAUACUCAUCUCUCCAACAUCUUUCGAUUAGAGAGUGCCCUGGCAUGAAGACGCUCCCUGCAAGCCUGCAGCAACGCCUGGGCAGCAUCCAGGAGGAAUCCGUAGAUGCCCAUUAUUAUGGAAAUAAGCCAAGGCCUAUGCUGCUGAAACCGAAGACAUGGAAGUAUGUCUGCAAAGGUUGAACUACUGUUCUGAAAGAUCUGAAAGAGAUGCUGUCUGCAAAGAAUUCUUCCAGCACAUACACACGGGCGGAGAAGAGAGAUCACUUGGAAACAGAAGUAUUGUCUUUCAAGGCCUGACACGAUCAGUAGUUGUUGUUGCCAUGUUGUUUUGCGAUGCUGUUGCCAGGAUCAGACGCCUAUAGGAGGAUGUUGCCAUGCUGAAUUGCAAGAUCAGUAAUCAGAAGGGCGAUCCGAUAGAACUAUCAUUUUAUUCUCAGAAGUCAGAACGAGAUCUGCUUUGAAUAAUUUAGUACUUGGAUUUGCAACUUCUGUUUGUCUCUCGGCUAUUGUAUCAUUGUGUUUCUUUUUCAACUGGCCUGGCGGCAUUCUGCCCUGGGCACUGUCAGAUUUUUUUUUUGCCAAACUUCUGUCGGCAUUUCCUUUUGCUUGCUAUACGCUCAGAAGAGGCAACUUAUAAGCUGAAUUUUUUA